Nerophis ophidion (straightnose pipefish) is the source of this 970-nucleotide messenger RNA. RefSeq names its product aerolysin-like protein. The record is from RefSeq and is a predicted model, not a curated record. NCBI's taxonomy places the organism in Eukaryota, Metazoa, Chordata, Actinopteri, Syngnathiformes, Syngnathidae. The transcript is spliced from 3 exons. Bases 386 to 970 code for a protein of 194 amino acids.
GUUCAGUGCUCAAUUAAUAACGGGUGCUUGUCUCAGAGAGGUUUGCUUUGGAUAACAUUAGUGAACUUCUGAUAUAGUUCUACCGAAUUUCUUCUGAUAAGAAGUCACACCCAGGUUUCAGUUUCCAGGUCUCCAUCCAAACCAAUCAGAUUCAACAGGAUAUCAGGCGAUUUCAAGAUCCCAACCUAUAAAACAGAAGGUUCCCCUGACUCUCAUCAUUAGUCUGACCACAGAAGGUCCCUGCACUUCUUACCGGUCUGAUAUUGUCUGUCAACUCUUCAACUUGUGAGUCCCCAUCUCCAGAAGAACCUCCACAUUACAGAAACCAGGCCACCACUGCUUUCUUCGUUUGUGUGUCUCUGGACUAUCAGGAAGGUUAUUAAACAUGGCGACGUCACUCUAUUUAAUUGGUGGACAGGGUGGCUAUUCAUUUUCUUUGAAUGGCAUUGGCAAUGGUGCCACCCUCAAGAAGAUUGGAGUGGCAGUGGGCGGCUGGCAGAUCAAAGCCGUGCGGGCUGAACUGACCGACGGGCGUGUGCAGACCUUUGGAAAUGCGCACACUUUCAGUGAGUUUACGUUCAACCUUGGCGAGCGCAUCACCAAGCUGUCCCUGUGGGGGAAUGGAGCCGGGUCACGUCUAGGUGGCAUCAGGUUCUGGACGAGUUCUGGACGAGAGUUCUUCGCACACAUGACUGACUGGCCCCUGAAGACUGAGUACUCUAUAGAUGUUGGGUCUGGAAUCUGUCUGGGGUUGGAGGGGAGAGCUGGCUCAGACAUCGACUGUAUGGGGUUCCUCUUCAUCAAUGCCAUCAAGUCGUCUGUGCUAACCAACAUGACCUAUCCCAGCCUGGCCUUGUACACACCCCAGGUGAGUGGUACUAUGUGUGGAUCACCUGAGUCCCAAUAUGGCAAGAUAAGUGCAAUACGUUUUAAUAAUUUUUUUUCUCUAUUAACUCCAACAAGCAAUUGA